This is a messenger RNA of Caenorhabditis angaria, 448 nucleotides long. Lineage: Eukaryota; Metazoa; Nematoda; Chromadorea; Rhabditida; Rhabditidae. The record is from the annotation of a GenBank genome assembly.
AUGAGAGGUUUUUUGGCGUGUUUUUGGGCUUUGGUGUUGUUGGUGAGCCAAAUUGUUGGUGGAGCCGUGGCGGCGGAGCAAUCGAGUUCGUCUAACUUAUUAGAGGAUGCUGAUGUGGCAGCAGCACCAAUUACAGUGAGUUUUGGGCCAAAAAAUCAUGAAAAAUCCCGGAUUUUCGACCAAAAAUCACGAAAACUUGAGAAAAUUGGGUUAUUUCAAGUGUCUCCCCGCAAAAUGCCGUGAAAAUUUGCAGGCCUACAAACGAUUCUACCGUUGGGUGGACACAAAACGCGGAGAGGAUGAUGUGGAUGCGAUGCGCGCGAAACGCAAGCAAUUUUACGCAUGGGCCGGUAAACGCAGUGCACCAAAUAUGGCAGAGGACUAUAAUAUGAGCAAUAACAUGGAGGUGCAAAAACGGAAGCAGUUUUACGCAUGGGCUGGAAAAUAA